CUCGGCCUGAGCGGCAUGGCGGCCUCCGCGUGGCUGGAGGCCGGCUUGGCCCGGGUGCUCUUCUACCCGACGCUGCUCUACACCGUGUUUCGAGAGAAGGUGCCCGGCCGGGCGCACCGCGACUGGUACCAUCGCAUCGAUCCCACGGUGCUGCUGGGCGCGCUGCGGCUGCGGAGCAUGACGAGCCGGCUGGUGCUGGACGAGAACGUGCGCGGGGUGAUCACCAUGAACGAGGAGUAUGAAACCAGGUUCCUGUGCAACUCCUCCAAGGAGUGGAAGAAUGUAGGAGUUGAGCAGCUGCGGCUGAGCACUGUGGACAUGACUGGGAUCCCCACCUUGGCCAACCUCCAGAAAGGAGUCCAGUUUGUUCUCAAGUACCGGUCACUGGGCCAGUGCGUCUAUGUGCAUUGUAAGGCUGGGCGCUCCAGAAGUGCCACUAUGGUGGCAGCAUAUCUGAUUCAGGUGCACAACUGGAGCCCAGAAGAGGCCGUAAGCGCCAUCACCAAGAUCCGAUCACACAUCCACGUCAGACCCGGCCAGUUGGAAGUUCUCAAAGAAUUCCACAAGAGUUCUUCAGGGGCAGCAAACAACAACACUGCUGACACAGCCAAGCUGUGA
Messenger RNA from Jaculus jaculus (lesser Egyptian jerboa), 618 nucleotides. RefSeq names its product phosphatidylglycerophosphatase and protein-tyrosine phosphatase 1-like. The record is from RefSeq and is a predicted model, not a curated record. NCBI's taxonomy places the organism in Eukaryota, Metazoa, Chordata, Mammalia, Rodentia, Dipodidae. The transcript has a single exon. The coding region runs from base 16 to 618 and encodes 200 amino acids. Gene Ontology annotation, biological process: protein dephosphorylation. Gene Ontology annotation, molecular function: phosphatidylinositol-4,5-bisphosphate 5-phosphatase activity; protein tyrosine/serine/threonine phosphatase activity; phosphatidylglycerophosphatase activity.